AUGGAACCCACUCCCUGCUGGUCACAGACGCCAUCGAUCUCGGCCGGCCUGACCCUCCCCGCUCCUUACUACCGCCCGGAGGAGGAUGACGAGCGGCCCUUCAUCUGCUCGCUGGCCACAGAGAACGGGAUCAUGUCGUGUAAGGACGUGCCGGCUCGGAGAGAGGGCGGCCGCACCUGCUGCUUGGACAAAGAGGACGCUCUGCACCGGCACGCGCUGGGCCUGAACCCGGACCCUUCCUUCAACGGCAGCGCGGGGGAGGCCCUGGGACUCUGCAUCAACUGGAACCGAUACUACACGCGCUGCCACACCGGCCACGUCAACCCGCACAAGGGCGCCAUCAACUUCGACAACAUCGUCUACGCCUGGAUUGUUAUUUUUCAGGUGAUCACUCUGGAGGGCUGGGUGGAGAUCAUGUAUUAUGUGAUGGACGCACACUCCUUCUACAACUUCAUCUACUUCAUCCUGCUCAUCAUCAUCGGCUCCUUCUUCAUGAUCAACCUGUGCCUGGUGGUCAUCGCGACGCAGUUCUCGGAGACCAAGCAGCGCGAGCACCAGCUGAUGCAGGAGCAGAGGGCCCAGUGCCUGUCCUCCUCCACCCUGGCCAGCAUGACGGAGCCGGGGGACUGCUACGAGGAGAUCUUCCAGCUGGUGUGCCACAUCCUGCGCAAGGCCAAGAGGAGGUCCGCCGCGCUCUACUACAGCCUCCGCGGACUGACCCCUCCGGCCUCGGCGGGGAGGGGGAACCGGCGGCCCACAUCCGGAGAGCGAGGAGGAGGAGGGUCGGGGAGAGAGAGGCACAAAGCCAGGCAACACCGGGUCUGUCGAUGUCCGCGCCCGGCCAAGCAGAACCCCCAGCCCAACUCUGUCACCGUGGUUUUACCGGACGAAGGAGAGGAGUGCCCCGUGUGCUCCCUGUGCCUGAGGGAGCGCACCACCACCACCGCCACGGAGGGGGAGGAGGCGGAGGACGAGGAGGCCCUGAAGGAGGACCACUCACAGGACCACCCGGAGGACCAGGCCCCGGUCCUCAAGAGGAGGCCCAGCUGCUUUGGACACUGCAGACGGAUCUGUGCCGACGUCAGGAGGAAGCUGUGGGGGAUCGUGGAGAGCAAGUACUUCAGCCGUGGAAUCAUGAUCGCCAUCUUGAUCAACACCAUCAGCAUGGGCAUCGAGCACCACAACCAGCCGGACGAACUGACCAACGUCCUGGAGAUCUGCAACAUCGUGUUCACCAGCAUGUUCACGCUGGAGAUGAUCCUGAAGCUCACGGCCUUCGGCUUCUUCGAGUAUCUGAGGAAUCCCUACAACAUCUUCGACGGCAUCAUCGUCAUCAUCAGGUUUGUGACAUUUUAA
Molecule: messenger RNA, 1356 nt
Organism: Knipowitschia caucasica
Lineage: Eukaryota; Metazoa; Chordata; Actinopteri; Gobiiformes; Gobiidae
Source: the annotation of a GenBank genome assembly